AUGGGCAUCCAAAAUCGCAAGAAGAAGAAGGAUUCUAACAGCGUCGAGGAAUCCGGGGGUGACAAUUUGCCUAACGGCAGCAAUUCUUCGAAGCAUACGCAUCACAAGAGCUCUAAAUCAUCAAACAAGUCACCAAGGACUAAAAAACCUUGGAAAGAAUCGAGAAGGAUUAUUUUCACUUUGGGAGCGAUCUUAGGGCUUGCAGUAGCCAUUUAUGCGGGUGCCAUUAAGGGAAAGUCAAAUGCAAUGCUGUUUGACAGCUUUGUGAAUUUUGAGUCCCUACAGGACUACGUUGACGACUGGAAAGAAGUUUUGCCCCACAGCUUUACUUCGUUGAUCACUGACUUUCAACAGAGAAACCUUCAAUCCACGUCAUUAAAGGAUUUGACCGAAAGUUUCGCUGUGGGAAAACAGUUGCAUCGUGAGCUAAAUCUGCAUGAUAAACAUCCUGUCGUUAUGGUCCCAGGAGUGAUUUCAACGGGCAUUGAGAGCUGGGGUCUGUACGGCGAUGAGGAGUGUUCCUCAGAGCCUCAUUUCCGUAAACGACUUUGGGGGUCUUUUUACAUGCUCAAGACAAUGGUUCUCGACAAAGUGUGCUGGUUGAAACACGUUAUGUUAGAUCCGGAGACUGGAUUAGAUCCUGCAAAUUUUACCAUGCGAGCGGCGCAGGGAUUUGAGGCCUCAGAUUUCUUCAUGGCGGGCUACUGGAUAUGGAACAAGGUGCUACAAAACUUGGGGGCUAUUGGCUACGAACCGAACAAAAUGGCAACUGCAGCGUACGAUUGGCGUUUGGCAUAUUUGGAUCUCGAACGCCGAGACAGCUAUUUCUCGAAACUCAAACAAAAAGUCGAGCUUGACUACAAACUAACAGGCGAAAAGGCGGUCUUGAUCGGCCACUCGAUGGGCUCCCAGGUCAUCUUUUAUUUUUUCAAGUGGGUUGAAGCUGAGGGUCCGCUUUAUGGUAAUGGAGGUCGUGGCUGGGUCGAUAAGUACAUUGACUCAUUUGUCAACGUUGCUGGAACGUUGCUGGGGGCUCCUAAAGCCGUUCCCGCUUUGAUCAGUGGCGAAAUGAAAGACACCAUUCAACUCAACGCUUUGGCUAUGUAUGGCUUGGAAAAGUUCUUCAGUCGGAAAGAACGCCUUGAGAUGAUUCAAACCUGGGGAGGUGUGCCAUCCAUGUUGCCCAAGGGUGGUGCGUUGAUAUGGGGCGAUCGCGAAUUCUCAGUGGAAGACUCCUUGCGCAAUGGCACGCAUUCUUACGGCAAUUUUAUCCGCUUCGAACGAGACAGCGUAGAUGCAUACCAUUCAAAGGGCUACAACAUGGAAGACGCACUUGACCUUAUCAUGGACAUCUCCCCUCCCUGGCUCCAGGCGCGUGUCAGGGACCAAUAUUCCUUCGGAUAUGCUGAAUCUGAGCGCGAACUACGUGACAACGAGGGCCAUCAUUCACAUUGGACCAACCCGCUGGAAGUCCCGCUGCCCAACGCGCCCGAUCUCAAGAUCUACUGCAUGUACGGCGUCGGCAACCCGACCGAACGCGCCUACGUGUACAAGCAGGACUGGGAGCAUCCAGACCUGAACUUCACCAUCGAUUACGAGAGCAGCGAGCCUGUACUUCUCACCGAUGGCGAUGGCACCAUUCCUUUGGUGUCGCACGCCAUGUGCCAAAAAUGGGCCCAGGGUGCCAGUCCUUAUAAUCCGGGCAACUCCAGCGUCAAGAUCGUUGAGAUCAAGCACCAGCCGGAUCGCUUCGACAUCAGAGGAGGCGCUAAGAGUGCCGAGCAUGUUGACAUCCUUGGAAGUGCCGAGUUAAACGAGUACAUUUUAAAGGUUGCGGGGGGUGUUGGAGACACCAUUGAACCGCGCGAGCUUACCAACAUGAGCCAAUGGGUUAAGCAGAUGCCCUUCCCUAUGUAA
Molecule: messenger RNA, 1917 nt
Organism: Lachancea dasiensis
Lineage: Eukaryota; Fungi; Ascomycota; Saccharomycetes; Saccharomycetales; Saccharomycetaceae
Source: the annotation of a GenBank genome assembly